UUCUGGCCACCUAAACCGUGGCUUACAGCCUUAUGGAAGACCUGGGCAAGUCCACGCUGUGGCUGCAGGCCGAGCUGGCCUCUCCUUCUCCGUGCUUGCAUAUCCUUGAUUGCCGCAGCCGAGACCUAUACGACUCAUCCCAUGUGGAGCGGGCCCUGAGCGUAGCCCUCCCAGGACUACUUCUGCGCCGCCUUCGGAAGGGGAGCCUGGCAGUCCGGUCCUUGCUGCCUGAGCCCCCUCAGGGGCUCUGUGAGAACAUGGUUUUGCUGUAUGAUGAGGGGACAAUCCAGCUCCCUCAGCCGGACAACCAGGAGGAAGAAGAAUCAGUGCUGCUCACACUCUUGCAGAAGCUCCGAGAUGAGGGCUGCCUGGCCUACUACUUGCAGGGAGGCUUCAAUAAAUUCCAGGCUGAAUGGCCCCAUCUCUGUGAAACCAACCUGGAUACAGCCAGUGCCAGCAGCUCUCCUGUUCCCCCUACGGCUCCCAUCGUGGGGCUGGGAGGUCUUAGCCUAAGCUCAGAUGGCUCCGAUGCUGAGUCAGAGCCCCUCAGCAGCGGCAUGGAGUCUGAAGGCACGAGUCCCCCCUCCUUUCCUGUGCAGAUCCUACCCAAUCUCUAUCUGGGAUGUGCCCGAGACUCUGCCAACAUGGACACUCUGGCCAAACUGGGAAUCCACUACAUCCUCAACGUGACUCCGAACCUCCCAAACCUCUUUGAGAAGAAUGGCGACUUCCAAUACAAACAAAUUCCCAUCUCGGAUCACUGGAGCCAGAACCUUUCUCAGUUCUUCCCUGAAGCUAUUGAUUUCAUUGAUGAGGCCCUCUCUAGGAAUUGCGGCAUUCUGGUGCACUGCUUGGCAGGGAUCAGUCGCUCAGUCACCGUCACUGUAGCCUACCUCAUGCAGAAGCUCAACCUGUCUCUCAACGACGCCUAUGACCUGGUGAAGCGAAAGAAGUCCAACAUCUCACCUAACUUCAAUUUCAUGGGGCAGCUGCUGGAUUUUGAGAAGUCCCUGGGGCUUAACCAGGGCAGUCGGCGGCCAGCCUCAGACCAGACCUGCUUCUUCACCUCACCAACCCAUGACAGUGUCUUUGAGCUGGAUCCUACGUAGGAACCAGAAGGGUGCUACGUUUGUGUCAUGGCCACCAACACCUCCUGUUCAUGGUUCUAUCUGCCUGCCCUG
Protobothrops mucrosquamatus (brown spotted pit viper) is the source of this 1181-nucleotide messenger RNA. RefSeq names its product dual specificity phosphatase 9 (gene DUSP9). The transcript has 3 exons. Gene Ontology annotation, cellular component: cytoplasm; cytosol. Gene Ontology annotation, molecular function: protein tyrosine/threonine phosphatase activity; MAP kinase tyrosine/serine/threonine phosphatase activity. Bases 33 to 1109 code for a protein of 358 amino acids. NCBI's taxonomy places the organism in Eukaryota, Metazoa, Chordata, Lepidosauria, Squamata, Viperidae. Gene Ontology annotation, biological process: protein dephosphorylation; negative regulation of MAPK cascade. The record is from RefSeq and is a predicted model, not a curated record.